This is a messenger RNA of Gallus gallus (chicken), 1000 nucleotides long. It is a transcript of the gene MAS1, whose product is annotated as MAS1 proto-oncogene, G protein-coupled receptor. The record is from RefSeq and is a predicted model, not a curated record. Gene Ontology annotation, molecular function: G protein-coupled receptor activity. The transcript has 2 exons. Bases 229 to 729 code for a protein of 166 amino acids. Gene Ontology annotation, biological process: G protein-coupled receptor signaling pathway. NCBI's taxonomy places the organism in Eukaryota, Metazoa, Chordata, Aves, Galliformes, Phasianidae. Gene Ontology annotation, cellular component: membrane.
CAUUCCAGUCACUGCACUUACCUGCUUCAUUCACGCUCACUUGUCUUCCACAUUUCCAGCUAUGUUGUUUGUUCCUUCCGACUGAGUCUCAGACGGUGGCACAGUCAACAUACAGCCAUCAGUAUUGAGAGGUGUCUGUCUAUUGUUUACCCCAUCUGGUACCGCUGCCACCGGUCACAGCACCAAUCAGCAAUUGUGUGUGCAAUUCUAUGGACUCUGUCUUUUCUGAUGACAAUAGCCGAAUACUUAACAUGCAAAGAUGAUUCAACAAAAGAACAAUUUGAUGAUGCCAACCAUUGCCAAGCAAUGCUCAUCUUCAUAUGGAUCCUGACUUUCCUGAUCUUCAUUCCUCUGAUGAUUCUGUCCAGCCUGAUCUUGGUCAUCAGGAUUCAUCGUAACUCCCUGAGACCUCAUUCAUCGAAGCUCUACAUCAUCAUUGUGGCCACCGUCGUCGUCUUCCUCAUCUUUGCCAUGCCCAUGAGGCUGUUAUACCUUCUGAACUAUCACCAUUGGUCAUCUUUGCUCAGCCAGCAGAACCACGUCACCAUUGUUCUCUCCACCGUCAACAGCAGCAUCAACCCUCUUGUUUACUUCUUUGUAGGAAGCAGCAAGAAUAAGAGGUUCAAGGAGAGUCUCAAAGUGGUUCUUAGCAGAGCACUUGCUGAUGGAUUGCGGCCGAGAAGCCAAGAAGUUGGCAUGAGCUUGGAUAUAGCAGAAACAAUUUUCUAAGGCUUAGAGGGGAAAAUUCAGGGGCAAAUAUUGGACUUGUAAGAUUUAAUAAACUAUUGCAAAAUGAAAGGUAUUUGUCUUCCAUUGAAUGUAAAAAACAGUAGAAAAAUGGUACUGUUAUCUUUGGUGGUUGAGUAAUGGAAAAACAAAGACUAGAAUAAAGAUAACUUUUAUUUGUAUUUUCUUAAUUAUUCAAACACAUGCUACAUCCUGAUGUGAUUAUGUCAGUCAAGGAUACCACAGUGGAAAAGAGACAGGCCAACAGAGAAUA